Molecule: messenger RNA, 1287 nt
Organism: Durio zibethinus
Lineage: Eukaryota; Viridiplantae; Streptophyta; Magnoliopsida; Malvales; Malvaceae
Biological process (GO): rRNA base methylation
Cellular component (GO): small-subunit processome; nucleus
Molecular function (GO): rRNA binding; rRNA (pseudouridine) methyltransferase activity
Source: RefSeq, a predicted model, not a curated record
CCCAGCUCUAAAUAAUCUUGUUCACUCCGCUUCACCAGGCUCCAGGGUUUCUGCUUCACUGUCCUCCUUUCUCCGCCCGCCACACUCAAAGAUUAAUAAUUUUUGAGCCAAUAAAAUGGUACGGCCUUAUGCUUUAAAAGGGAAGAAGCGGAAGAAGAGAGAGGAGAAAUAUGAUAGAGAAGAAGAAGAAGAAGAAGUGGAAGAGAAAGAAUCAGCAAAACGAGCUUCUAUUGAAAAGCCAACAAAGGAAGCCGAAGCCGGUGCAGAUGAACUUGUUGGAAUCCCAAUUUCCCCCGGUGAUCAAAUAACCAACAAACAUGGGGUCAUUUUUGUUCUUGAGAAGGCUUCUUUGGAAGUUGCUAAAGUUGGAAAGAGUUACCAACUCUUGAACUCGGAUGAUCAUGCCAAUUUCUUGCGAAAAAAUCACAAGAAUCCUGCUGAUUACAGACCUGACAUUGUUCAUCAGGCUCUUCUAGCGAUUUUAGAUAGCCCGGUCAAUAAGGCUGGGAGAUUGCAAGCCGUGUAUGUUAGAACCGAGAAAGGUGUACUUUUUGAAGUUAAACCCCAUGUUCGAAUUCCAAGAACGUAUAAGCGGUUCUCUGGUAUCAUGUUGCAGCUGUUACAAAAACUAUAUAUAACUGCUGUUGGUAAGCGCCAGAAACUUUUACAGGUGAUAAAGAAUCCUGUAACCAAACAUUUUCCUGUCAACUCUCGCAAAAUUGGUUUCUCGUAUAGCUCAGAGAAAUUGGUUAAAAUGAGAAAAUAUGUUGAUACUGUUGGUGAUGAUGUGAACCUUGUUUUUGGGGUGGGCGCAAUGGCCCAUGGGAAAAUAGAGACAGAAUAUACCGAUGAUUGUAUAGCAAUUUCAGGUUAUCCACUAAGUGCAGCUAUGUGCAUUGCAAGGAUUACCGAAGCUUUGGCAGAUAAAUGGAAUAUAUUGUAAACCCUUUAACACUUGUAUGUCUCUGUCUCAAUAAUAUUGUGACACCCAGAAAUUUUUGGGGAUAAAUAUUAGUGUUAAAUUAUUCAUUAUGUAGUACAUUUGACUAAAAUACAGUAGUUUGCUGGAAUAUAAGUUUUUGAUUUAGGUAAUAUGGAAGCUUUAUCAAUAUGAUUGCUUCUAUACAUUUUUUGAUUGACCCGACGGUGAAGAGAAUAUGGAAUUUUUUUUUUUUUUUGGGAUACUUGAGGAUAUCGGGAUAUGAACUCUAAAAAGUUUUAUGAUGGUAUGUGCGUAGAAUGUAAAGAGGUAUGUGAUAAAAGUGUUUGUAUUGUAUGCAAAAGUUA